UAAGGUUGGGUUUCUUCAAAGCAAAAAAGGUUUUGGGUUGUUAAUUAGAAGGUUCUUCUUCAAGUUCUUAGACCCUUAAACCUUGACGUGUUCAAUUUACAAAUACAAAACCCUCAAAGGUUCAAAGCUUCAUUUCAUCAAACACAUGGCGUCCAUGAUAUCCACCAAAACCAACCUCUUCCGCUACGCUUCUCGCUCUCUCUUCUCUCACCUUCUUCGCAAUCCCACACCCACUUCCUCUCUUCUUUCACCAUCACUCUCUCGUCAUCUUUCACACCAACCUCGCCAGGUUGAGAAGCAAGUUUAUGGUAAUGGGUCGUUGAUGCUGCAUCAGAGGUUUCUAUCUAGUACUGAUAAUCAUGAUAAAUCACCACCACCACCGAAUAAACCACCAUCUGAUAGUAAUUCAUCAAACAGUGAUUCUGAUUCUGGUCAAGGAAAAGAGUCUGGUGGAGAGCAGAAACAGAAUAGUGAUUACCAAAAAUCUCUUCGCGGAUCGCCAGUUGCUUGGUUGAGCUUUGUUUUUCUGAUUUUAACUGGAGGUGGAUUGGUAUAUUACUAUGACAAGGAAAAGAAACGACAUAUAGAAGAUAUACAAAAUGUUUCAGAGGCAGUUAAGCAGGGACCUUCUGCGGGAAAAGCUGCGAUUGGGGGUCCAUUUGAGCUUACGAACCAUCACGGGAAACGUGUAACUGAUAAGGACUUCAUGGGUAAAUGGACAUUGAUGUAUUUUGGAUUUACUCACUGCCCAGAUAUCUGUCCUGAGGAACUACAGAAGUUAGUAGCUGCAGUUGAUAAAAUAAAGGAGAAAUCUGGAAUUGAAACUGUGCCAGUUUUUAUCUCUGUUGAUCCUGAGAGGGAUACUGUUGAACAAGUGGCUGAAUAUGUCAAAGAAUUUCAUCCAAAGUUGAUUGGAUUAACUGGUAGCCCAGAUGAGAUAAAAAGUGUUGCACGUGCGUAUCGUGUUUAUUAUAUGAAGACAGCAGAGGAAGACUCGGAUUAUCUUGUUGAUCAUUCCAUAGUCAUAUACUUGAUGGCACCUGACAUGGGAUUUGUGAAGUUUUUCGGCAAGAACAAUGACGUUGACUCACUUGCUGAUGGAGUAAUUAAGGAGAUAAAGCCGUAUAUUAAGUAACAUGCUCACCUUGCUAUUCGUAGCACUUCUUCAUUGUUUGAGAUAAAUUGUCAUUGAAUUUAGGCUUUAUGGUAGAAAACUACACAACCAAGUCUAAAAUAAUUUGAAGGCUAAUUCCUUUUAGAUAAUUUUGGAGAUUUGACAGUUUUAAUAGGGCAACUUGACGUCAAUGUUUCAAUGGUUGUUAUUGUACUUAAAAAAAGAUUAGGGAAAUUUUUGUGAUGCAAGUAUCACGUCCAUUGAACAUUUUAAUUUAUCUUAUCUUUAUCAUGAAA
Medicago truncatula (barrel medic) is the source of this 1410-nucleotide messenger RNA. Its product is annotated as protein SCO1 homolog 1, mitochondrial. The record is from RefSeq and is a predicted model, not a curated record. Lineage: Eukaryota; Viridiplantae; Streptophyta; Magnoliopsida; Fabales; Fabaceae. The coding region runs from base 146 to 1135 and encodes 329 amino acids. The transcript has 7 exons. Gene Ontology annotation, biological process: mitochondrial respiratory chain complex IV assembly.